Molecule: messenger RNA, 2292 nt
Organism: Sclerotinia sclerotiorum 1980 UF-70
Lineage: Eukaryota; Fungi; Ascomycota; Leotiomycetes; Helotiales; Sclerotiniaceae
Exons: 10
Coding region: 1-2292 (763 amino acids)
Source: RefSeq, a predicted model, not a curated record
AUGGCAUCUUCAGAUGAUAUGCUUCUGCGUAAAAUUGCACCACUCCCAAACAGAUCAAAGAAGAGAGAGUUGUCGCAGGGCAGGCCAAGUUCGCAAUCAUCCAGUAGUGAAGCGGAUAAUAUCCCCGCAACGCCGGACAGUUCAACAGAUGAGGCCACAGUCGCAAUCCAUCAAGUCGGGGGAAGCAACAGCCCCGGAACACAAGUUGAUACUAUAUCUAACUUUAGUUCGGCUCAAUCUGGGGUCUUUGUGGAGCGUUCCAUAACGUUAACUCCCGAACUUUCGGAGGAGAAACAAGGUCGACCUACAUCGAGCAGAGACGGAGACUUAAAGAUCGUUGUGACACCGGACCAUGAAUUGCCUCAACCUUUGUAUACAUUAGAUUCAGGAGAAAAGACUUUGGCAGGCGACCGCUCAGAAAAUCUCCCGGAGGUUAUGGAAGAUGCUCGCUAUAAGUUUUCGCCAGAUGGUAUUGAGGUGCGGGGUAGCGUCAGCCUCAGCACGCCGCUUAGCCACUCCCGAAGAUCUUCCGGAAAUUCAUUUGCUACCGAUUCGUCAGACGAUGCAGAGUACGUAGUAGAAGAGGAAGAGGCUCCCGUUGAAACCUUUUUUACCGAUGGAUUCCAAUACAUUCUUAGGAGAAGCUACAAUGUUGCAAUUAAGGUGGCACAAGAGAUGGAAAAAUUGGAAAAGACAUUCGAAACGGAUUCAAAUUUUCAACGACUGCUGAAUGAUGCAAGAGGACUGAGCACAGUCAACAUAUCAAAAACUAGGACCAUUGCCGUAUUAGGCGCUUCAGGAGAAGGGAAGAGCAGUCUGAUCAAUUCACUCUUGCACGUAACAGAGCUCGCUAGAACUGGUGAUGAGGGUGCUGCUUGUACUUCUGUUGUCACAGAAUACAGACAAAAGAAAAGAACCACCCUUGAAUCGUUUUCAAUUGAAGCCGAAUAUCUUUCCAAUUCGGAGCGUCGGGAGAUGGUGGAGGAAUUGCUGUGGAGCUUCAGACAGUUAUUUCUCCCAGAUCUAGAUCCUAGCGGAGGUGGAGUUGACUUUGAAGAGCAGCAACGUAUUGAAAGAGAAUCGGCAGUGGCCAGGUCGGCCCUUGAAGCAGUUUUUAGUGAGCAAGAAGGUUUCAGUAUCGACUUUUUGAGCGAUAACUCCGACGGCGCAUUUGAGAGAAUCAAAAACCAGCUACUAUCAUGGAUACAAAACAUUAAAUUUCCUACUGAUGAUGACUCCGGUCUAUGGACAGCAACUGCGGACACCCCGGAUGAAUGCCAAGACCUGACUAGCGUCUUCAUGGAGAAUAGACUUUGGCCAUUCACCAAGAUAAUUCGCGUUUAUCUUGAUGCUGAGGUCCUGAAGACUGGAGUAGUCCUCGCCGAUCUGCCAGGCUUGCAAGACACCAAUCUAGCACGUGUUCGGGCAACACAAAAAUACCUGCAAGAUUGUGAUCACGUCUUUAUUGCGACCAAAAUUUCCCGAGCUAUUACCGAUGCAACACUCAAGUCAGCAUUAUACGAUGAACUCAAGCGCCAUGUUCCGCUUGCAUGGGAGGAGACGGGGGUCGAUAACACCAAUUUCAAAUUGGCCGUGAUUUGUACAAGAUCAGAAGACAUCAACGAGAAGACGGCGAAGAGAGCAUUUGUUGGAGAGGGCAAAGAAUUAUCUACCAGCGACAUAAGUCUGAUAGAUAAGGAUAUUGACAGUGCAAAGCGUAAAGGCGACAAAAAGUUGAAGAAAGAACUUGAGCGCAAGAAGCGUUGGCUCUUCAUCGAAGCUCGCAACCGACAUGUUACUGAACGGCUCCAAACAGCGUAUCGACAAAAAAUUCCAAACGGAUGUUUAGAUGCACUUGCAUCGGUUUUGAAACAUCAUGGAGAGUUCCGAGAUGUCUUACAAAAUGACAUACUCCGUUUCUUUAAACAAAACGCUUCAACUACAGUGCAAACAAUCCGGCAAUAUGUCGAAGAACCAAAUGCCUCAUCUUUCAUUGUAACAGAUAUGAUGCCAGCUUAUCGUGGAGCUUGCAGUCAAGGAGAAAACAUGCGUAAAGAGAUGAUUACUAUAAUCGACGAUGAAUUUGGCAAGCUCAAAGGGGAAGUAGUCGGUAGUUUUGAUUUAAUACGUAAGGAUAUUGAUAUGGCAGUUGCUGAAAAGCCGCAGUCGUCAAGUCACGCUCUUAGUCCCGAAGCAAAGAAAUUGAUAGACGGACUUGCUAAAAAACUUACUAAGUUGAGAGUGAGGCAUGAUGAGAUUAUAAAUACCCAGCAGCAUGUUGCGGGUAUUUGA